CUGGAUUCUAUUUAAUAUUAAAAGUAGAGCGGGUGAACAAUGUAUUAAAUUUCAUACUCAUAUAAUUUUGUAAUUUCAACGCAAUAUGAAAUUAACAAUAAUUUGAAGUAAGGAAGGCAGACAAAUGUUUUAAUGUGUGGUUAAUUACGACUUGAUCUAUGCGUGUUUUAACUGUUUUUAUUUGUGUGAAAUUCGCAUUUUAAUCAUUUGGAUUUCGUAUUCUUAAGUGUGAUGCAUACGGUUUGGGCACGUGCCAAUGCGAUAUUUGCGUUCGUGCUUUCCGUCUUAUCAGCGUUAACGUUUUGCGUUUUCGUAUCCACCGUUUGGUUACCGAAUUCGGCACCGGUUACUUUAUCCGCAAGUAAUGUCCGCGUGAAGAAUUUCGUAGACUAUGCAUCGGAAGGUUCACGAAGUGACGUAGUAAUGGCAGAGUUGAAUAUAAAAGUUGACAUUGCUCCGGUAUUUAAUUGGAAUGUUAAAGAGAUUUUUUUGUUCCUAGUAGCAGAGUACAGCACACCAAAAACACCUCUUAAUCAGAUUGUACUUUGGGAUAAAGUCGUGAGACGUGGCGACUGGUCCACGAUACAUGAGGAGAGCAUUACACCAAAAUACUACUUUAUGGAUGACGGUACUAAUCUGCUGAAUCACAAAAAUGUGACACUUGUACUGAGAUGGAAUGUGGUACCGAAUGCAGGUUAUCUGGCAAUGGCACAAGGUGAAGGACAACACCGAGUCGAAUUUCCAUCCAGUUAUUACAGCGGUCGAUUUUAAGAGACAUGCAUAAUGUUAACAUCAAAUUUCUGUCUGUGAUUAUUGUUUUGUUGCUUCCCCUUGGAUUAUGUUGUUUUUCAAACUUUUACACAUCCAGACUUUGAAUUGGCCCACUGCUAGUACCCGCAACGAAAUAGCUGAAAAAUAAACUGUCAGGGAAAUCUGUCUUUCAUCUCGAUUUCUUUACAUGUCAUACUUGUGCUUUUCCUUUUGCUUUUUAUGUUCGAAAAAAAGAGAUGACUGGAUGAAAAGAAGUCUGGAUUUG
Molecule: messenger RNA, 1036 nt
Organism: Loa loa (African eye worm)
Lineage: Eukaryota; Metazoa; Nematoda; Chromadorea; Rhabditida; Onchocercidae
Product: signal peptidase subunit family protein
Exons: 3
Coding region: 232-771 (179 amino acids)
Biological process (GO): protein targeting to ER
Cellular component (GO): signal peptidase complex; membrane
Source: RefSeq, a predicted model, not a curated record